Raphanus sativus (radish) is the source of this 1943-nucleotide messenger RNA. Its product is annotated as histone-lysine N-methyltransferase, H3 lysine-9 specific SUVH1-like. Gene Ontology annotation, molecular function: protein binding; histone methyltransferase activity; zinc ion binding. The record is from RefSeq and is a predicted model, not a curated record. Bases 6 to 1940 code for a protein of 644 amino acids. NCBI's taxonomy places the organism in Eukaryota, Viridiplantae, Streptophyta, Magnoliopsida, Brassicales, Brassicaceae. Gene Ontology annotation, cellular component: nucleus. The transcript has a single exon.
CAGCCAUGGAGUCAGAGAGUUACGAAAGCUACACUGAUAAGACGAGAGUGUACGAUUUAAAACCGUUACGCACUCUAAAACCAGUGUUCCCCAGCGGGAAUCACCAAGCUCCACCACCUUUUGUCUGCUCGCCUCCUUUCGGUCCUUUCCCUCCUGGCUUCUCACCUUUCUAUCCCUUCACCUCCUCUCAACCACACACUCACCAAAACACCUCCUCACAACCUUCCUUGGUCACUCCUCUGAGAUCAUUCAGGUCUCCUAACAACAACAACGACGACGCGGAUCCCGAAGAAGGCUGCUCAACUCCGAAGAAGAGAAAGAUCCCUAAAAAGCGCACACCAGAGAAGAAGAACGUGAACUUCGAGAGCGGGAUCACCGCCGCGGAAAGAGAGAACGGGAACAGGAAGCUCGUGAAGAGCGUUCUCACGCGCUACGAGGCGCUCAGAAGAAGGUUCUCACAGCUGGAGGACGCGAGAGAAGCCGUGAGCGGGAUCAACAAACGCGCCGAUCUGAAAGCGGGGUCCACUUGCAUGAGCAGAGGCGUACGGACCAACGCCAAGAAACGUCCCGGCGUUGUCCCCGGGGUCGAGAUCGGGGACGUGUUCUUCUUCAGGUUCGAGAUGUGUUUGGUCGGGCUGCAUUCUCCGUCGAUGGCUGGGAUCGACUAUCUCGCCGUCGAUGAAGAGACUACUAUCGCCACUAGCGUCGUUUCCUCUGGUUACUACGAUAACGAGGAAGGUGAUCCGGAUGUUUUGGUUUACACCGGUCAAGGCGGUGGUGGUAACGCUGAUAAAGAGAAGCAAACCUCUGAUCAGAAGAUGGAGAGAGGUAACCUAGCUUUGGAGAAGAGUUUGGUUCGGAACAGUCCGGUUCGGGUGAUAAGAGGGUUGAAAGAAGCUUCUCAGGGGGGUAAUAAGAUUUAUGUCUACGACGGUCUCUACGAGGUCAAAGAGUCUUGGAUGGAGAAAGGGAAGUCAGGGCACAACACUUUCAAGUAUAAACUAGUGAGAGCUCCUGGUCAGCCUCCUGCUUUCGCUACGUGGGUUGCUAUACAAAAGUGGAAAGCUGGUUUGAGGGAAGGGCUUAUACUCGCUGAUCUCACUUCCGGUGUUGAGAGCAUUGGCGUUUCGCUUGUGAAUGAAGUUGAUGAAGAGAAUGGUCCUGGCUAUUUCACUUACUCCACGAAGGUGACUUACUCUGAGUCUUUUAACCUGACGCAGCCUUCUUUGGGAUGUGAUUGUCUCAGCAGCUCGUGCAGACCGGGGAACUUGAACUGUCAUUGUAUAAGGAGAAACGGAGGUGAUUAUCCUUAUUGUGGUAAUGGAGUUCUAGUUAGCCGCAAGGGUAUGGUGUAUGAAUGCAGCCCGUCUUGUCCGUGCUCUUCUUGCAAGAACAAGGUGACUCAAAUGGGGAUAAAGCUUAAGCUUGAAGUUUUCAAGACGGGGAACAGAGGGUGGGGCUUGCGGUCGUGGGAUCCCAUCCGUGCCGGUUCGUUUAUAUGUAUAUACGCAGGUGAGGCCAAGGAGAAGGACCAGACUAUAGAGAGUGAUGAUUAUGCUUUUGAUACGACUCGUGUGUAUACCAGUUUUAGAUGGAACUAUGAGCAUGGCUUAGCAGACGAAGUUGAUUCUGAAGAGGUGUCUGAAGAACCUGAAAUGCCGUUGCCUUUGGUGAUCAGUGCUAAGAAUGUUGGGAAUGUUGGGAGGUUCAUGAACCAUAGUUGCUCUCCUAAUGUAUUUUGGCAACCGGUUAGUUAUGAGAGUAACGGUCAGCUAUGCUUGCAUGUUGCCUUCUUUGCCGUUUCUCACAUCCCUCCCAUGACUGAGUUGACUUAUGACUAUGGAGUUACUCAACCAAGCGAAGCUCAAAAUGGCAAUGCUUUGCACGGCAUGAGGAAGUGCUUUUGUGGAUCAGAGUAUUGCCGUGGUUCAUUUGGUUAAUGA